AAUCGUUGUAGUCGAUAUUGUCGAUAUGAGCUAAUACGAACACGAAGGACUCGCUGGGGAGCGGUUUGAGAGGAACUCUUCUGUUACUCGCCGAGACUCAUAUCAUCACCAGAACUACCUGACGACCGGGACAAGACCUAAAUCGAUUUUGCAUAGCGAUUCCUUGACCUUAGUCUAGACCUCACACAUCUGCUGUGUACGGUCAUCACCUUUGCCCAGCUCCCACACCGUCUCGACGUCAUCCGAUCGUCAAUGGCAUUCUUCCACAAUCCACCUACGAAGCUGGCCGACUGAUCCUAAACGCCUAGCCAUGCGUCGACUCACACCGACCCAGUCAUUCAACACCACCAUCAAGACAUGGCUGGUACACCGACCAUCUUUCUGGGUCUCCGUCUUUUGUCAACUAUGCCUUGGAGUGGCCGUAGCGGCGUUCGUCUCGACGUUCGCUCAACAAGCUUUCAAAGGGGUGGCUAAGCGAUGGAAUAUCGUGAUCAUCGUCGGGUUGACUGUCGGGGUGCUGGUAUGCUCGGUCGUUCUCAUCCUCGGAAGGCUAUACCACGUCCGGAGGGUGUUCCAAUCGAUUCCCAAACCAUAUAUCCCGAUCAAAGCUAUCGAUGUCCCGAAUGUCGUAGCGAAACAUAUCAUGACGGAAUAUAACCGGACAGCGGUCAUCGCACAUCUUUCUCAGCCUACCUCGACACAUCAAGAAGGAUGGGGACAGCCCGAGACUCAAUUUGGAGGGAUCUAUUUCAGGGAACGCAUAAGGGCCAUGUAUACCGUCAUUCUCGAAAGUCUAGACUCCCUGACCCCUACUUCCAACAAGCCUUCCCACAGGGAUCGCAGACUACCGAAAGAUUCCUUCACCCACCUGACAGCACAUCCAGCACUCCCGGAGACCGUCAAGCCGCUUCUGAAAGUGUUUUUGAAACAACUCGAGGCGGCGAGGUAUGCGAGGAGCGAGCCGAACGAGAAGGAAUUUGAGAAUUGUAUGAAGGUUGUGGCUUUGAUGUUGGGCAUAUUCGAUGUACAGCGGGCCAAGUCGGGGCAGCCGUACACGCCGAGCUAAGUAUGAACGGGAUUCUACCUGGUUGUAUGUCACUAGUUUGCAUUUGUAGACAAUACGAAAGAAUCGAUCGCACUUGUAGGAGCUGCAUUUCUGAUUUUAGAUCAAAGACAAGCAGUGCUGAGGA
Messenger RNA from Filobasidium floriforme, 1190 nucleotides. RefSeq lists its product as uncharacterized. Bases 311 to 1066 code for a protein of 251 amino acids. The transcript is spliced from 6 exons. NCBI's taxonomy places the organism in Eukaryota, Fungi, Basidiomycota, Tremellomycetes, Filobasidiales, Filobasidiaceae. The record is from RefSeq and is a predicted model, not a curated record.